This is a messenger RNA of Sugiyamaella lignohabitans, 1452 nucleotides long. RefSeq lists its product as uncharacterized. NCBI's taxonomy places the organism in Eukaryota, Fungi, Ascomycota, Dipodascomycetes, Dipodascales, Trichomonascaceae. Gene Ontology annotation, molecular function: protein binding. The coding region runs from base 1 to 1452 and encodes 483 amino acids. The transcript has a single exon. The record is from RefSeq and is a predicted model, not a curated record.
AUGAAGAAAAUAAGAUUCUCCUUACUCAACAGGUUAAAGACAAAAGGCCCCGAUUAUCAACUGGCGCUUGUAGCUUCGAGUGAUAAGAAAAGUCCGUGUCUUGGUCCUGCAAAUCUAUCUGUUUUGCCGGUAGAGAUUAUUGAAAAUAUUCUAGAACAACUUGUUGCUGAUAGGGAAGUUUGGGAUUUUAUUAGGGACUUAUUUUCACUCUCGGCCACAUGUAGAUAUUUGAACUCCAUUUUGGCUGAUGAAAUUUUGUACGAUAAAGUCGUAAUCCGAAACAAACGCCAGGCUAAAUCGUUUUAUAAAUGCAUAUGUUCAAGCAAGAGCUAUAAAAAAAAGACCCCUUCGCUAACGAAACCGUCACUUUUGGUCAAGCAUAUUGUGUUCGUUCACCCCUAUAAAGACUUUCAGCCUGAUAUGGGCCAUAUGGGCCAUAUGAUGUCUACUUCUAGUACUCCUAUCGAGAAAUCAUGGGCAGAAUUAAUUCUCGAGAUUAUUUCCAAACUCCCAAAUUUGGAGCAUAUAGAGUUACGCGAAAUAUCGCCUAAUUUUGAGUUCCCAGCAUUUCUUAUGAACAUAUUCCCAGCCAAAGUCCUACCUCAAAGGUUGAUAUCUUUAUAUAUGUCAUCUGAAGAAGGAUGGAGAGUGGGUAUUACUGAAUCACAAAUAUGGCCCUUUGCCAACUUCCAAAAGUUAUAUCUCCAUUCCAUGACACUUAUCGGCCUAAACCAACUUAAAGAAUCAACACCGCCAUACUCUGCCCGAUCAUCUCCUCCAACGUCGCCAUUUUCAUUCCCAGGUUUAUCAUCAUCACCCAACAAUGCAUCAAUAGAAUCAUCCUAUUUCUCUUCUCAGUCCCCUGCCAGUACUUCACAUAGCAUAUUCUUGUCACGCUGUAAAGUUCACCAAGGAUCGAAACGAUUUAUGUUUGAUCGAUAUGCUACAUCAUUAUCGAUUGAUGCUCAAUCUCUACAAACUUGUGAUUUGAGCACCAUGUUCCCCCAUCUUGAAGCGCUUAAUAUUGGCUGUAUCGACAUGCUACCCCUCUCAGAUCAAACUCUAUCUCACCUGUAUACACUCAAUUCGGGGUCACCUCCUUCUCAGUUCUGUCGAAAACAAUUUUCUCAAUCCGGGAAAGCAUCUACAUUUGGGAAUAUCGAGUACCUAUUGCAGACGAUUGCUUCUUCUACUUCACUCCAGAACCUUCGAAGCCUAUCAAUUUUCUUAUCAUACAAGCUGCUGCCUAAUCUUCUCGUAGCUCUUGGGGAAAGAGUGGUUAAUAAUGAAGCAUUAAUAUCAUGCACCAUAGUUCUGACCACUAAAACAAGCUUACUCGCCUCUGAAGAGCUAUCUCGAUUAACUAAUGUUAUUGAAAGCUCCAGUUCACUAAGGAAUUUGAUCGAAAACUUUACGAUUAAAGACGUUGCUGGCGUCAGUCUCAUUAACUAG